Molecule: messenger RNA, 3090 nt
Organism: Myodes glareolus (Bank vole)
Lineage: Eukaryota; Metazoa; Chordata; Mammalia; Rodentia; Cricetidae
Gene: Rhbdl1
Product: rhomboid like 1
Cellular component (GO): membrane
Molecular function (GO): serine-type endopeptidase activity
Source: RefSeq, a predicted model, not a curated record
UUCUGUGUCUGUUUUGCCUGCAUGUAUGUAAUUGUACUAUGUGUGUGCCUGGUGCCCACAGAGACCAGACGAGUGUGUCAGAUCCCCUGGAACUGGAGUUAACUGAUGAUUGUAAACCGCCAUUUGGAUGUUGGGAACAAAUCUAGGUCCUCUGCAGGAGCAGCAAGUGGUCCCAGCCACCAAGCCAUCUCUCCAGCCCCAUAAAGAUCACUUUUCUUAGCCAUUCUAAAUGUGAUUUCUGUCUGUAUGUGUAUUGGAAAUGUCACCUGACCGUCCUGUCUCCCUCUGUUCCUGGAUCCCCAUUCUGAGGUCUGAUUAGUCGCGGUGAUAAAUGGCUGUGGAAGAUCCAUUUGGAGCCUGUUGUCCAGUAACGUCAGCAUUCACCGGUGGGGUGGGUGUGUGCGAGACCCUUCUUCCCUGUGUUUCUGUGCUGGGGGUUCCUUACUACCCCACACUCCAAACUUGAGCCCAAUCAGCCAGCCUGGCUAUGCUGAGAACCUAGGCUUUCUGUGUAGCUUGACAGUUACAAGUUCAGGAGUUUAGGGGAGGAUAGACUGGGGCUCAACAUAGCCUAGCACCAAGGACACCAAUACAGGAAUCCCCACAUCUAGGUAACCAGUGUGUCAUUUGACAGAAUGUCUGCCUGGUGGGGAGGCUCUUCCCCUCUGCCGGUGUCCCAGCCUAGUGGCCUGUCCCAGUAGGACAGGAUGCUUUCUGUAGGCAGCUGUAUUCUCUAUAGAGGAAUUGCCAUCACAUCUAUAUCUGCAGCCAGGUUCUGUUCUGAGUGAUACUGGGGGGCGGGGGGGGCUUGCCGUGGUUACACAUCCCAUUGAUCUGUCACCUUCACUCUCCUCAGGAACAAAUCCCCUCCUUAUCCAAACUGCGGUCUUACCUUACUUUAGAAGUCUAUGGUUCUGCCUGGCUAUCCCCCAUGUCUGACUGGUGCUUCUGCACUGGAGGCCCUGCUGUUUCAAAUCCAGUGCAGGGGUAUUUGGUUAGAGUGUCCGGCCUUAGCCAUGAGUACUGGGGAAGGGUGAGUCUAGGUCUGAGCAGCAGCCUUAGGAAUACCCUACCACCUGGUGUCUGCUUGCUUUGCCGAAUCUGGUGCUUCCUUGCUGCAAUACUGCAAAUAAUAAGGACGAGGGUGUGUCUACUGCAAGCAGCUCCCAGCUCAGGAGAAAGUCUGAGUGCGGUGGGGUGCAAAUGGACCUUGACAUUCUGGGGCUGGGUCACAGGCCUAUUUUUUGGUCAGGGAAGCUUGCUAGAGAGGGUGUUAAGCAUACCGAGUACAAGUACAGAGAUCAGAAAGGCUGCAUAAGAGGGAUAUGGGUGCCGCAGCUUCCCAGCUACUGGGAGAAACUUCAGCACGAAGAGCAAGACCAGUGCGCAGGCGGUGGUUCUGGGUCGAGUUGUUAGGUGGGGGACGAAUCUACCCAGGAUGUGCGUCGAGUCGGGCGGCGCGUGCGCGUACAGGGUAAGCGCGUGCUCUACCCGUGUGCGCGCAGGGCUGCUGGCAUCUCGGUGACGCUGUCUGAGCUUGGUGCACGCAGAGCAGGUGGAGCGGGCCGGCCGGGGCGGAGCGGAGCGGUCCGCAGAGCAGCCCCUCCCGGCCUCGGCCGACCCCAGCCCUCGGCCCGGCUCUAUGGACAGGAGCUCGCUGCUGCAGCUCAUCCAGGAGCAGCAGCUGGAUCCUGAGAAUACGGGCUUCAUCGGUGCGGAAACCUUCGCUGGUCUGGUACACAGCCAUGAGCUGCCCCUGGACCCCACCAAGUUGGACAUGUUGGUGGCUCUGGCUCAGAGCAACGAACGGGGCCAGGUCUGCUACCAGGAGCUGGUGGACCUGAUCAGCAGCAAGCGUUCCAGCAGCUUCAAGAGGGCCAUUGCUAAUGGACAACGGGCGCUGCCUCGGGACGGAAUGCUAGAUGAGCCAGGCCUGGGUGUCUACAAGCGGUUUGUGCGAUACGUGGCCUACGAGAUCCUGCCCUGUGAGGUGGAUCGCCGCUGGUACUUCUACCGGCACCGCAGCUGCCCACCCCCUGUGUUCAUGGCCUCUGUCACCCUUGCCCAGAUCAUCGUGUUCCUGUGCUACGGGGCACGUCUCAACAAGUGGGUGCUCCAGACCUACCACCCUGAAUACAUGAAGAGCCCUCUGGUGUAUCACCCGGGACACCGCGCUCGCGCCUGGCGCUUCCUCACCUACAUGUUCAUGCAUGUUGGGCUGGAACAGCUAGGGUUCAAUGCCCUCCUGCAGCUGAUGAUCGGGGUGCCCCUGGAGAUGGUACACGGUGUACUUCGCAUCAGCCUGCUCUACCUGGCAGGUGUGCUGGCAGGCUCCCUGACUGUCUCUAUCACAGACAUGCGUGCCCCUGUGGUAGGGGGUUCUGGAGGGGUCUAUGCGCUGUGCUCAGCACACCUGGCCAAUGUUGUCAUGAACUGGGCUGGGAUGCGGUGUCCAUACAAGCUGCUGAGGAUGGUGCUGGCUCUGGUGUGCAUGAGUUCCGAAGUGGGCCGGGCUGUGUGGCUGCGCUUCUCCCCACCACUGCCUGCCUCAGGCCCACAGCCCAGCUUUAUGGCACACCUGGCUGGUGCAGUGGUGGGUGUAAGCAUGGGCCUUACCAUCCUGCGAAGCUAUGAGGAGCGCCUGAGGGACCAGUGCGGCUGGUGGGUGGUGCUACUUGCCUAUGGCACCUUCCUGCUUUUCGCCAUCUUCUGGAACGUCUUUGCCUAUGACCUGCUGGGUGCCGAUAUCCCCCCUCCACCUUGACCUGCUCCUUAGGGCCACAUGGCUAGAGCCUGGCCUGCAGGGGGUCCGCCACCAGGUGGGCCUGCAUGUCUGCCCUCUAUGAACGGACCUCUCGGGGCUGCUUUUCCCUAGGGGGCAGGCGGGCCCUGUGGUCCACCAGGUUGAGGCCAAGUCUUACGGCAGCCCUUGCUGCCCCUCCCAGGCCUUUCCGGGGGAGGGUGCUACUAGGCCAGGGCUGGGUGGAGGUCCUUGGAUGUGGCCCCAGAGGAGACUCCCUCCCUCCCCACCGAUCCCCAGGACUUGCAGUCUGAGCCUUUUUGGAGAGUGAAUAAAUAUUUUACACAUCA